Messenger RNA from Nyctereutes procyonoides (raccoon dog), 4243 nucleotides. RefSeq names its product lipin 3 (gene LPIN3). Gene Ontology annotation, biological process: cellular response to insulin stimulus; triglyceride biosynthetic process; positive regulation of transcription by RNA polymerase II. Gene Ontology annotation, cellular component: nucleus. Lineage: Eukaryota; Metazoa; Chordata; Mammalia; Carnivora; Canidae. The record is from RefSeq and is a predicted model, not a curated record. Bases 335 to 2878 code for a protein of 847 amino acids. The transcript has 22 exons. Gene Ontology annotation, molecular function: transcription coactivator activity; phosphatidate phosphatase activity.
CCUCACCCGCUCCUAGAGGACACGGAAGCUCCCCCUGAGCGCGGGGCCGGGGACACUUGGCGCCGAUCCCGUGCACUCAGGCGGCGGCUCCGGGACCCGGAGGUCCAGUGGGCAGCUCCCCAGAGGCUGAAACCGAAGCUCAGAGAGGUGAAGUGACUUGCCCAAGGUCAUAGCAUGUGGAGAUCGGCACCUGCAGAAGGACGGCAGCUGCCCGGGGGCCCCAUAGUAGGCCGGCGGGCGAGCAGGGGCUAGAACCCACACCUGCAGCGCAUCUCCCAUCCUAUAGCCGCUGCCCGUCUGCAAAGGCGCUCCCAGGGCCACACGCUCACCAGCCAUGAACUACGUGGGGCAGCUGGCAGAGACGGUGUUUGGGACCAUGAAGGACCUAUACCGAGGCCUGAACCCGGCCACCCUGAGCGGUGGCAUCGAUGUGCUGGUGGUGCAGCAGGCGGACGGCUCCUUCCGCUGCUCGCCCUUCCACGUGCGCUUCGGCAAGCUGGGCGUCCUGCGGUCUCGGGAGAAGGUGGUAGACAUGGAGAUCAAUGGGGAGCCUGUGGACUUGCACAUGAAGCUGGGGGACAGUGGGGAGGCCUUCUUCGUCCAGGAGCUGGAGAGUGAUGAUGAACACGUGCCUCCCCGUCUCUGCACAUCACCCAUCCCUUGUGGGGCCCUGUCUGGGUUCCCCUCAGACUCCCAGCGGAGCACAGCCAGUGAGCCUGAGGCUCUCCCUGAGGAGGUGCCCUCCACAGGGCGGAAGAAGAAACUUCGCAGGAGGAAACCUAGGCGGAAGGAGGACACGGUGGCAGCCAAUUCUAGUUCCGAGGAGCUGGAGACAGGCGCUGAGAGUGAGCUGUCCCUGCUGGAAAAGCCAAGGCCAGAACCCCCAGGCCCCCCCAGCAGUGUCCAGUCAGAAGGGGAGUCCUCACCGCAAGCCAAAGACAUCUACCCCUACUCUGAUGGCGAGUGGGGUCCCCAGGCCAGCCUCCUGCCAGGUGGGAUGACAUCCCCUAAGAGUGACUCAGAGCUGGAGCUGCGGACCCCUGAGCCCAGCCCUCCACGAGCUGAGUCCCAUAUACAGUGGGCCUGGGGGAGGCUGCCGAAGGUGGCCAAAGCCGAGUGGCCCGAGUCCUCGAAGGUGGCUGAUGGCAGUGCCGGGGCAGCCUCUCCUCUUCAGGGGAAGCCCAGCACCCCCUCCACUUCUGUGUCUGGCGUGGAUCCUUCGGGACCCCUUAUCCUGCCAGCAGGGACUGCUGCUGACCUUCCUCCUACUGAUGGGGAGCCUCCUGCUCUGUUGGGUUCCCCUCUCCCCAUUCCUGAGACCAAAGAAACCAAGACUCCGAGCCGCAGGGAGGCAGGCCUGCCUCUUCCUUCAAAAUCAUGGAGCUGGGCCAGCCUCGAGGACCCAGUUUCUGCUGGGAGGAAAGGCUCCAUGAAGAGAAGCCAGCACCUGGGCCCCAGUGACAUCUAUCUGGAUGACCUGCCCUCUCUGGAUUCUGAGAAUGCCGCCCUUUACUUCCCCCGGAGUGACUGUGGACUGGGGCCCAGACGGUGGAGUGCGCCCAACAGCCAGAAGCACCUAGGAGACCCCAACCCAGAACAGGAGCCAGAACCCACUCUGGACAUGGUAGACAUGAUAGAGCUGUCCCUGUGUGGUGGCCUAGCUGACAGCCGGGACAUUUCCCUGGAGAAGUUCAACCAGCACAUCGUCUCCUACCAAGACCUCGUCCAAAACCCUGGCCUCCUGGAGCACCCAAACCUGGUGGUGAAAAUCAAUGAGAAGCAUUAUAACUGGGCUGUAGCUGCUCCCAUGAUCCUCUCCCUGCAAGCCUUCCAGAGAAACUUGCCCAAGAGCACCGUGGACAAACUGGAAAAGGAGAAGAUGCCCCGGAAGGGUGGACGGUGGUGGUUUUCCUGGCGACGCAGGGACUUCUCGGCCCAGGAGCGCAGUGCCCAGACAGAGAAAACCACAGCCAGGGAGCAGCAGGGGGAGAAGACUGAUGUCCUGAGUAGUGAGGAUGAUGCCCCAGAGAGCCCUGUGAUCCUGGAGGCCCCGUCCCUGCCACCCUCACCUCCAGCCUACACUCCCACCUACAAGAAGUCUCUGCGCCUCUCCUCCAAUCAGAUCCGGCGCCUGAACCUGCAAGAAGGUGCCAAUGAUGUGGUCUUCAGUGUGACCACCCAGUACCAGGGCACCUGCCGCUGCAGGGCCACCAUCUAUCUGUGGAAAUGGGACGACAAGGUGGUCAUCUCGGACAUCGACGGGACCAUUACCAAGUCAGACGCUCUGGGCCACAUUUUGCCGCAGCUGGGGAAAGACUGGACACACCAGGGCAUCACCAGUCUCUACCACAAAAUCCACCUAAAUGGGUACAAGUUCCUGUACUGCUCGGCGCGGGCCAUCGGCAUGGCAGACCUCACCAAGGGUUACCUGCGCUGGGUGAGCGAGCGGGGCUUUGGCCUCCCCAAGGGCCCCAUCCUGCUGUCUCCCAGCAGCCUCUUCUCUGCCCUUCACAGGGAGGUGAUUGAGAAGAAACCAGAGGUGUUCAAAAUUGCCUGCCUGAGUGACAUCCAGCAGCUGUUCCUGCCCAACAGACAGCCCUUCUAUGCUGCCUUCGGAAACAGGCCCAACGAUGUCACUGCCUACCGGCAGGUGGGCCUCCCAGAAUCUCGCAUCUUCACGGUCAAUCCCCGGGGAGAGCUCAUUCAGGAACUUGUGAAGAACCACAAAUCCACGUACGAACGCCUAGGUGAGGUGGUUGAGCUCGUCUUCCCUCCUGUGGGCCGUGGCCCCAGCACAGACCUGGCCCACCCUGAAUACAGCAACUUCUGCUACUGGCGGGAGCCACUGGUUCCUGUGGACCUCGAUGCCCUGGCCUGAACCAGCCCCAGCCGCCCCCUCCUUCCUGGCCCAGAACUGAUGGGGUGUUCCAGGGACCAGGAGCCAGUCCCCUGAAGAGGAGGAGGGGGCUGAGAGCUAGUUGGCAGCCACAGAUGCCCUUCCUCCUCCCUGUCCUGUCUCUUGCCUUUGCCAGCUGAUCUGCAGGAGUGGGGCAGCUGCCCCAGGCCUCAGCGUGGCUCUGGCUUGUAGCAAUUAAAUGAUUGUCACUUGGGCCCUUGCAGGAUUCUCCAUGCUCUUGACCUGUCUGUCCCUGUCACCCUGUACAUUGCCUCGACUCCUGAUGGGACAGAGAGGUCUGUGAGGCUUAGAAUCUAUACGUACAGGAGAGGCUGGCUAAGCAGCAUGGGGGCAGCGUGGACCAUACCCUCUGCAGCCAGACCCUUCCCUAACCCUGGCCCCCCUCCCGCAGCCCUUGAGCAAGACUUCGCUGCUCUCCCCGGUACCCCAGUACCUCAACACCCCAACCCUGGAUUCUCAGACAUCAAGGGAUGGGGGCAUGACUGUGGCUCCCACCUGGCCUAGCCUGUACCUGGCUGCUGCUCCUGUUCCUCUGGGCACCGCCCCUGAGGACACAGCCUCAAACCUUGCCAGGACGGGUGGUGGUGACCUGCCCACUCUCCCUGGACUUUGCUGGUUGAUUCAGGGCCCCUGUGGCUGCGGAGUGAGCUCUUGCCCAAGAGGCUGCAGGAAGCUGGGCUGGCAGCCCACUGCAGCCUUCCAGCCUACUGUCCUUGGGGAAUAAAAUUCCUUUAGACGAGCUAAAAGCUUUAAUCCAGGCCGGCCCUCCCCCAACAGCACCACAGUGGAGGGAUGAAACCAGAAGGCAGGGCUACAGAGACCUGAAUGUAGCACAGGAGGGCCUGUGCUGCUGUGGGUAAACUGAGGCCAGGAGCCUCAGCAGAGCUGGGCAUCAGGGUCUCUGGGAACUCUGCAGGCUGGAUGAACCCUGCGUGUUCAAGUGGCGUCGUACUUGAAUAUCUCACCACCUAGUGAACUUCCAGGUGGGGCUGGGGUUUUGCUAGGAUGCUGGAAACUAGGCCCUUCUCUCCCCUGGCCUCCUGUGCAGAGUCUGGCCUCAAUUGGGCCAUGGUGUCUACAAGGGCUACUCCGGAGAGAGGCCCUGACCUGGGGAUGGGGACAGGGGCAGGCAGGAUUUUCCCCCAAUAGAGAGGAGUCGGGGGUAUGGGGACCAGAGGCUAUGAAGCAUCUUUGGGAAAAAGAAGAUAAAUUGAGGAGGGUCUCUAAACACAUGGUCUGGACCUGUCCUUUGCUCAGGGAAUCUACAGCUGCCUAAGCCCUCACUUGAGGGGAGGGUCCAAAGGAAUAAAAAGAACUCUCAGCUGA